UGAGCGAGCAGCAGUUGUCUUGCUGCAGCAAGAGCAGCGGCAGCAACGGAGGCAGCAGCAGCAGCAGCAGCAGCAGCAGCAUGCGGCGCAGCCUCUUGCGCCUCCUGUGCAGCCUGGGUCUCAACUGGGUGAGCAGCAAGAGCAGCGGCAGGCAAGCCAGCGGCAUGGUGCAGCAGGCGGUGCGCCCCCUACGCUUGCGGUCGCGCCGAAGCGGCGCCGCGGUGAACAAGGUGGUGCUGGAACCAAGCACCUCUGCCGUGCGUGCAGAUACAAGGGCUCUUUGGUCUUCAUGACAGGCCCGCACAAACUCAUCUGCCCCCACAAGGCCGAGUGGGACGCGCUGCCCGACUCUCAGCAAAGGGCAUGGUCCAAGAAGUGGUCGGCAGAGGAUAAAUCAAACGGCCACCUUGCCCGGCAGAACGCGCUUCCAGCAUCUGCUGCAGCCGCUGUAGCAGCUGCAGCGGGCGUCACGGCAGCACACGCUGCGCCUGCAUUGCCUACGGGGGCACCGACAGCGGCGGUGGCGACGGCGGUGGUGGCGGCACCGGCAGCAGCAGCGCCGCAAGGAUUGGCAGGCUGGGCUCGGUUCCCAGGGUUUACCUUAAUCACGCGCAGCACGUCGCCACUGCCGCAGCAGCAACAGCCUCCUCAGGGGCAGCAGCAGCAACAACAAGAGGGGCAGGGGCAGCAGCAGCACAGUGCUGCACCUGCAACAACUGAGCAGCAGCCUAGCAGUUCUGAUGCAUUCUUUGAUCUUUGACACACCCAUACAUUGUGAUCCUCGGCUACUCCAUUAAAUCAGAUGAGGAAA
Messenger RNA from Chlorella variabilis, 811 nucleotides. Its product is annotated as expressed protein. The transcript has 2 exons. The record is from RefSeq and is a predicted model, not a curated record. NCBI's taxonomy places the organism in Eukaryota, Viridiplantae, Chlorophyta, Trebouxiophyceae, Chlorellales, Chlorellaceae. The coding region runs from base 290 to 760 and encodes 156 amino acids.